AUGGCUGCUCCCCGCGUCUUCAUCGUCCGCCAUGGCGAGACUGAGUGGUCACUCAACGGCCGACACACGGGCCGUACCGAUAUCCCAUUGACGGCCAAUGGCGAGAAGCGAGUCAUCGCCACAGGCAAGGCUCUCGUGGGCGACGACCGUUUGAUUGUUCCCCGACAACUAUGUCAUGUUUACGUCUCCCCGCGAAAACGAGCACAGCGCACGUUUGAGUUGCUCAAUCUUGGUAUUUCGGGUCCACUGCCAUGGCAUCCGCACGGCACCUCUGUCGGCGGCGGGCUUGAGUGCAAUGCCAGAGUCGAAGUUACCGAAGACAUUCGGGAGUGGGAUUAUGGCGACUACGAGGGUAUUACAAGCCCGGAGAUUCGCAGAAUGAGGGCCGAACAGGGUAUCGAUGAACCGUGGGACAUUUGGAAGGACGGCUGUCCAGGGGGGGAGAGCCCUCAAGACGUCACCGACCGCCUCGAUCGUCUUAUCGCCGACAUUCGUAGCAGAUUCCACGAGCCGGUACUGAAGCCGGCCGACGGCCAGCAACCACACAAAGUAUCUGGUGACGUCUUGAUCGUUGCACACGGACACAUUCUACGCGCCUUCGCGAUGCGUUGGGCCGGGAAGACGCUUCAGGAUGGCCCAGCAUUUUUGCUCGAAGCCGGCGGUGUAGGAACUCUGAGCUACGAGCACCACAAUAUCGAUGAACCGGCCAUUCUCCUCGGUGGAGCAUUUGUGGUUGAUAUCGCUGAGAAAGGAAUGCGACCCUAG
This is a messenger RNA of Trichoderma citrinoviride, 765 nucleotides long. Its product is annotated as phosphoglycerate mutase-like protein. The transcript has 4 exons. Gene Ontology annotation, molecular function: sedoheptulose-bisphosphatase activity. Gene Ontology annotation, biological process: ribose phosphate biosynthetic process. The coding region runs from base 1 to 765 and encodes 254 amino acids. NCBI's taxonomy places the organism in Eukaryota, Fungi, Ascomycota, Sordariomycetes, Hypocreales, Hypocreaceae. The record is from RefSeq and is a predicted model, not a curated record.